AGAAGGUUGGAUGCAGUCACAGCUGAGAGGCGGAUAUGUAAACACUUCACAUACCUGACUCUGGGCAAUUAACGGGUACAGCAGUACAAGAAACAAUGUUCAGAAAAAGUCAAUAUAAACACACAGAAGAGAAGGAAAGUGUUGUGAAGAACAAAGAUUCCCAAGCAGUUAGGUCAAAUGUGUACGCUUACAUCGAUACUGGCUUUAUGUUACAAGGUCUGGUGGAGUGGAAAGCACUUAGUGACCAAGCUGUCACCCAGGUGGAUCCAAAGAGUGCCAGACCUGUAGGAAAACAAUAUGUAUUUGAUAGAGUCUUCAUUGGGGACUCAAAAAUUCAUAUGUAUGCAAAUUCACUUGAGAAACAUCUUAAAGAUUCCCUCUCCAUGAUGCAUAGUACAGCCUUCAUUAUGUAUGGCCGGUCUCCAAUAGGUAAGAAAAUUAUAGGUUUGCCUGACGAUACAGUUUUACGUUAUACCCUGUAGUCUGUCUACAGUGCUAAUUUUGGUUAUGCAUGGGAGCGGGAUGGGUUCUGUUGUGUACUGCAUUUAUUCACUCUUAUAAGUUUACAACUUGGGGAAGUGAAUGUAGUCGGGUGCAGUACUGGCCAUGCUGCCUCCGAACACACAUGUAGUUAGUUCUGUAGAUGACCCAUAAAUUGUUAAUACUGAAAGAACAACUACAGAAAAAAAAAUUGUAAUGGACACCAACAGGUUUGAAGACUAAUAAUAAUAAUGAUGUACAGUACUGUAUUCUUUUGCCAAUAAUUGCUUAAGCUAUAAUUUUUUUUAACAAGAUCAAUUGAAGACUAAAGGUUCCCAAAUAAAGUGUCUGAUAUCCUCAGGUAGUUGAUGACAUCCUAUGCGGCAUUAAUGCUGAAGUGCCAUCAUGGAGGGAUAGCCAAAGAUGCUGUCGUGUGUAAAUCACUUUUUUGUGUGUGUGUAAACUUCAUUUCAAUAUCUUUAGUGUCAGUAUUUUCUAACAGGUACUAUGAAAAGUAAGAGAGUAUUUGAAGAACUCUUCACCAGCUUUUUUGAUCAAGCUACUGAAGAUAUUAUGUCAUAUAUGAGAGAAAUAAGAACAACAUAUUCUGUCUUGAGGUAUAAUGCAAGAAUUAUUGUUUGUUUCAAAUCUAAGUGUAUAAUAGUGCAGUAUGUGCUUGAUCGUAUCACUGAAUAUAUUCCCUGGUAGCUACAACAACACAAAUUUUGUGGACAUAUAGUAAUUAAACAAUCCUGUAGAGGGUUAAAUUUUGGCAAGAACUCACACAAGUUCCUUACUGUAUACUGUACAGGAUGUCAUGUGUUCAGGUGUACAAUGAGAAAGUAGAAGAUUUACUUGUAAUGGACAUUUUAAAUGACACAAGUGCACCAGCCUCUGGCCUCAAGUUAAUCAGGGAUGUCAAUGGCUUUGUGGAAUGGCUCGGUGCUAAGACAUCUUUCGUCACAUCAACAAGGCAGAUGAAAACUUUGUAUGAAAAAGGACAGUCCGAACACAUAAGGCGCUGCAAGAUGAUCAAAGGUCGUUUAGAGGCCGCGCACACCAUCAUACGUCUGAUCUUGGAGCAUACACCACAAAACAUGAAAGACAAAGCCUUGAACAGACUGAAUGUAACCACAUGUUACUUGGACUUUGUACUGGUAGCUGGUCUACAACUAGUACCCACAUUCACGAGUUUGCUUGAUGAGCUUAAAGGAGAUCCUCCUCUCACCAAGUCACUUUGGGCUCUUCAUCACUUUGUUACUGAUCCAAACAGGGAUAAGAAUGAACUCUAUGACAGCAGGAGGUCAACAUUAACGCAGCUGCUGCGUGAGAUGUUAGUUGGGAAGGGUCGCUCUGUGUUUUUGUGUGUAUGUGACCCAUCUGACUUAAAGAAAACUCAAGCUAUACUCAGAUUUGGCAGUGGUGCUACCCAGCUUGUACAACAUCCAUGCAAGAGCAACCACCCCUUCCAUGGUAGUGUACUUCAUAACAUUAUUAGCACUACCACUGAAGACAUGUCUGUGCUGCUGACUAACAAACAGUUAGUGAAGGAUGCUAUAGAAUAUAGAGAUUUAUCAAAAAUUGUGAAGUUAACACAAAAGCUACACUACUCUAAGAUGAAGGAACAUGUGACUGCAGUGAAAAAAAUUAUAAACUGGGUAUUCCCAUGGAACAACAGCAUGCCAGUGCAGAUCCACCGGAAGAUACGUCGAAGAGAACAUCCAAAGAAACUUUCGAUACCAAAAGAUGAUGUAUACUGUCAGCAGUUCACUGAGAGACACUUUAUUGGUAAGUGGAUACCCAAGUAUCCAGCAGAGCUAGAGGGAAAUUCUGGCAAUGAGGAGAUUACAUUGAUAACUAACUUCUAUGAUGAGAUACCUUACAACAUUUAUGAAAUGAAGUUGGCACUUGGGGAAAUAACAGACCAAAGACCGGAAUAUUAUUUGAUGCCUGGUAACAUCAAGAAUCACGACAAGAGUAAAUAUUGUGGUGGAAAUGCUAAUGCCAGAGGUCCCACACCCAUAAGGCAUCAGAAUGGCAGUCUGUCUCUUGUUAGAUAUGUGAGAGGCAUCUUGACUAUUACAAAAAAGCAUAAUUUUCAUGCACAUAGUAAAAUAAAAAAAUCCUACAUAGUAAUUAAGAAAGACUUUAAAUUGGAAAACUCACAGCCCAUGAAGGUAUACUUUCCACUGAACAUGGUAGAACCAGCUAAGGUUAUUGGACCUUUUGAAGAUGGUUAUGCUCACUUCCAUCGACUGUUGCUAUGGCUUCUGUGCCACAGACGAGAAUUCCUUGUUUAUAAUGAGGAUGAGAGAAAGUAUGAGGAUGGCAAAGUUUAUAUACAAAGUGACCGGACUCUAGCAAAGAAACAACCCAAAAUAUCUUUUGAAGAAGCCUUCAAUAUUUUUUUGCAAGGAAGAGCAAGGGGUGGGCAAGAAAGUUGCAGCAACAAACAGACUGUUAAAUACAUGGGAGAUUACUGGACUGUGUGUUGUGGUGAGGUUGAUGGACUAGGAUUGUUCUACAGCUCCAAAGUGGAUGUAAUAGAAAAGUGGGUAAAGAAAUUUUACUGGCAUAAUCCGAAAUGGUUGUUAGAUAAAGGCAAAAUCUCAAAAUUUUACCGUGUAAUGACUAAAAUAGGAGAAAAAGUAAUGUACAAAACCCACCUAUACAAGACACCAGUUAACACCAAGGCUUGGAGGUUAUACCAGUGGCAUGAGAUGUUUGGGUGGUGGGCAGACUACCAGUUUGGGGGGAUUCCCAAUAUUAUUGGUGGUGAAUUGGAAGGAAGUGUGGUGACAUCUUUGAGGUUAUUCAACGCUGAUGAACUACCAAAAUUAACAAAAGCUUGGUGUCGCAAGAAACCAUGGGAUCCUAUUGUGUGUGAGAAGUAUAUGGCCUCUCUCCUGCGCUUUAUGAAAAUGUGUUGUAGUAAAGCUCCAAGACAAGUAUUAUCUUUUGGGUUGAGAAAAGAAGGUACUGUUCUGAGCAUCAAGAAAUUCCUGGACAAUAAAGAAAUAAUAAAUUAUAGCUGUGACCAGAUUUUACCAGAUGACGUUCUUAAACAUCUGUACCCACCUCCACCACCACCUAAACCAGGAAAGAAAAGAGGUAAAAAACCUAUGGUGAAGCCACAGGUUGAGAAGCCAAUUCCUAAGAUCCGUAGACGCCCUAACAGACCAAAAAAUAUUCCAUGGCGUGAUUUUAAAAAUAAAACUGAAUUUAGCUCUCCAGACUUAUCCCCAUGUGAUCCCUCAGUAGAAAUAAUAUUUUCACAACGAUCUCCACUCUCUUCUGAUGAGGACUUUAAAAAUAAACUGUAUAGAACUCCUCUUAAUAGCCAUGUAAGUGAAUUAUUAAAAGAGAUACACCCACCAACUAAAGUAAAGAAACCAGAAGUAAAAAUAAGAAAACUUGUAAAACCAGAAAUACUAAAGAAACUCGAAAAAGAGAUCAAUCCUGCAGACUUAAUUUUACGUGAAGAGACUGAACUUCAGGGGUUGUUGAGGAAAGAGGUGUAUGAGAUGCUCAUUAAAGUGAGAGAAGAGGAGAGAGCAGCAAGUAAGGUUCAGAAAGAGGUUUUGCCUCCUUCACAGUUACGUCCACCACCAAUUAAGAAAACAAAGUACAAAAGACUAUUGUUAAGUGGUGAUAGUAGCAGUCCUGGCAGUUGCAAAAGUGGUGAAUUUAAUGACGAUGAUGACAUUUAUUGUAACCAGGAAGAGAAUAUGACAACAUGAUUAGAAUGUUUGGCCCUCAGAUCAGGCUCUUGACAGACAGACAGACAGCAGUAGACUAGUAGGACACGACCUCACUGAGAAAAUAAUGGUUAAAAGCUUUUAGUGGAAAUAAAGAAAAGAUGGAAUUUAACAAAACACAUGUAAGAGAUGAUAAGAAGAGAAAGUGGAAUCUGACUUACCUCUGGGACUAUUGUGAGGUCAGGAAUAUGGAUAGAAGGCAUGGCAUAUAGAAUGAUGUAUAGAUGAUAGUGAGUCAACGUGAAGAAGGUACUCGAGGAAUUAAUACAAGAUAAAGAAAGAAAAAGAAAUUAGCGACAUAGAAAAAUGAAGUUCAGAAUAAGAAAUUUGGAGUAUAAUUAAUGAGAAAGUGAAUGCUAAGAUAUAAGAAAGAGUAAGCAGAAGGGAACACUGGUGUGAAUAAGAAGUGUAUAUAAUAGACAAGAAAGAAGAAGUAAGCAAAAGGUGAAGAACAAUAAAACAAGGAUCGGUAAGAUGGAGAUAAAGAAAUAUUAGGAAUAGUAAAGCAUUAUAUUUUUCACAUCAUGUCUUGGCAGAUCGGUACUGUACUCUAAAUGUUUUUUGCCUUUUUUUCCUUUUUGACUAGAUUGUUAUGAGGUAAUGAUUUUUUUUUAUUUAAGGCAGUUUUUGGUGAACUUUACUUUUUUAUAAACUGAAAAAUAAACAUCAGGAUUACUAAUUUGCCAAAUGCAGAUUUUUCUAUUUCUUGAAAUUUGAAACUUGUGAGAUAAGGAAAAUUUUAUUUUUCAAAACCUUAAAUGAUUUGAUUAGAAGUAUGACCUUUGUGUGGUUGUGGCUACUCCAGACCUUUAGUUAAAUCUGAUUUUUCAUUUUUAACGACAACUCUCUGGUAAUUAAAUCUGCUCUUACCGCACUUGUUAAAUAUUAUAAGAAUAAACCAGAUUCUCUAAGUUAAACAUACCCCUGUACAGUACUGUAAUACAUAAUGGGACAUUAUUAAACAGUCUUUGGAUACUAUAGUGCUAUAUAAAGUUCUGUAUAUUGGGGCUACAUUUACAAAAUUAAUCUGACCUGUGUGACUGAACAUGUGAUCAUUUCUAAGAGAAGCAUCACAGACAUCAUUCAUUUACACCUACAGUGCUGUAUACUGUACAGCAAAUAUCACAAAAUAUGUAAAAACAAUCAUGACUCACUGUGGUACAGUUCUACUAAUUAAAGGUACAUGUUUGCAUUUAUCAUCUAUGUAAGUACA
Molecule: messenger RNA, 5451 nt
Organism: Homarus americanus (American lobster)
Lineage: Eukaryota; Metazoa; Arthropoda; Malacostraca; Decapoda; Nephropidae
Exons: 15
Coding region: 1293-4220 (975 amino acids)
Biological process (GO): microtubule-based movement
Molecular function (GO): ATP binding; microtubule binding; microtubule motor activity
Source: RefSeq, a predicted model, not a curated record